Molecule: messenger RNA, 2341 nt
Organism: Lagenorhynchus albirostris (white-beaked dolphin)
Lineage: Eukaryota; Metazoa; Chordata; Mammalia; Artiodactyla; Delphinidae
Gene: ANKRD16
Product: ankyrin repeat domain 16
Exons: 8
Coding region: 17-1558 (513 amino acids)
Molecular function (GO): protein binding
Source: RefSeq, a predicted model, not a curated record
AGCGGAGCCAGGGGCCAUGGCAGCGCCCGCGGACCCAAGGCGGCUGUGCCGGCUGGUGCAGGAAGGCCGGCUGUGUGCCCUGCGGGAGGAGCUGCGGGCUGCGGGGCGCGCCGGCUGCGCGGGGCCGGCCAGGGACACCCUUCUACAUUGCGCCGCGCGCCACGGCCGCCGGGAAAUCCUGGCCUAUCUGGUCGAGGCCUGGGACCUGGACAUCGAGGCUGCCAACCGAGACUACAAGCGGCCUCUGCACGAGGCUGCCUCCAUGGGCCACCGGGACUGCGUGCGGUAUCUGCUGGGCCGAGGGGCCGCGGUCGACUGCCUGAAGAAGGCCGACUGGACUCCUCUGAUGAUGGCUUGCACAAGGAGGAAUCUUGAGGUGGUCCAGGACCUCGUGGAGCAUGGCGCCAAUCCACUGCUGAAGAACAAAGAUGGCUGGAACAGUUUCCACAUUGCCAGCCGAGAAGGCGACCCUCUGAUCCUCCAGUACCUGCUCGCUGUUUGCCCAGCUGCCUGGAAGACAGAGAGCAAGAUUGGGAGAACCCCGCUGCACACGGCAGACAUUCAUAUACUCACUCAGCACUCACUGUACCAGGCACAGGGGCUACCACAGCAACAAGAUAAUGCGCUUUCCCCCCCAACCCAUGGAACUCACAGACGGGCAGGGAAGAUAGACGCUGCCCAUGUCGUAUCCCCCGGUUGCAAAACAGAAUGGAUUGGAGGGGGAGCAAGCGUGGGUGCUGUGAACGCAGUCCGGCAGCUGUUGCAGUUGAACAGGAGAGAUGGUGGUGGCUGGACCACGAUGCUGACUAUAGGGUGCCAGUAUGAACCGGACUGCAGAGACAAGUGUGGCCUCACACCCUUCACGGACGCCAUCCAGUGUGGACACAUCGACGUAGCCAGGCUGCUCCUCGAAAAACACAAGGCUUGUGUUUCUGCUGAGGACUCCCUGGGGGCCCAGGCCAUCCACCGGGCAGCAGUCACUGGGCAGAAUGAGGCCGUCCAAUUCUUGGUCUCUGAGCUUGGCAUCAAUGUAGAUGUGAGAGCAGCCUCCACCCACCUCACAGCACUUCACUACGCAGCUAAGGAAGGACACGUAAGCACAAUCCAGACACUCUUGUCCUUGGGUGCCGACAUCAACGCCAAGGACGAAAGAAAUCGAUCAGCUGCAGUUAACCGUUUCCUGUUGCUCCAGAGAUGUCUUCGUGUCCCUGCCUUUGGGUCUGAGGAUGGCCUGUUACGUGCAUCCCUACUUGCAGGUGGGACAGAAAGACCGGUCUGGGGCUGCCCUUCUCCCCUCAACACACACGUGAAGCAGCUUUUUCUUUGCAGUGACUGCACACAGGUGUGUUCCCACCCGAGCUGUGCCUCUGCCUUACACACUCGCCGUGAUGAUGGUCUGUUGGGUGAUGCUUGGUUCUCCAGUACACGGCUCUCCAUUGAAAACGCCCCUGUAGCGUGGACAGGGCUGCUGGAUGCUGCUGCCAAAGCUACUCGAGAGCCAGAGAGGGCAGUGAUGAUAGUAACAUUCAUUGUGGCAAAGAUAGUGGUGAUGAUAUAAUUACAACCUAUUACCGCAGUAGUAAUAUAUUGAGAAUGCUAAUGACAAUGGUGGUGAUCAUUAGUAUUAUUCUCUCACUUCCUAAUUAUAGGUACUUUUCUCACUUCCUUUGGGUGUUAAAAGUGGGGCCCGUCCCUGGCCACCAGAUCUAGAAUUUUGUUCCCUCCUUCAACAUUUUAUAUCUUCUUCCCUUAGUUCAUGUUUUCUCCAUAGCUUUUACCACUGUGGAAUAUACCAGCUGUCUUGAGUUAUUUAUUUUCUCUGUUGUCUGUCUCACCCACGAGAAUGUAAGCUCCUUGGCCAGGGUUUUUAUGUCUCUUGCUCACUCACUAUAUCUACAGGGCCCAGAACAAUGCCUGGCCCAUGGUAAGGUUGUAGAUCAUGAGAUAGCCAACGAGUGAACAAUAACUUCUGUUUCUUGAGCACUUGCUGUGUCCUGGAUGCUGUGCUGAGUGCCUUUCCUGGCCAGUCUCGCUCCAUCCCUGGCUCUUAAGAGGGGCAGCCCCUCCUAAUUAUCCUCCAUCUCAAGCAUCCUUUCUCAUCCCGACCUCCUUAGAGAAGAGCCUGUGCUUGGUUCCCGGUUCAUGGGUACUGCCGGCCUCUGCCACCUGGCUUCCUCACUGCUGCUUUUAGGUCACCGGGACCCAAUUGCCAAAUCAAGUAACGUGCCUUUAGCCCUCAUGUUACUGAUCCUUUCAGUUCAAUUAUCAAUCACUCCCACCUUCCGGAAGCUCGUUUCUUGUCACCUCCGACAACACGCUUCUGGGUUUUCCUUUCUGACCU